This is a messenger RNA of Rotaria sp. Silwood1, 663 nucleotides long. Lineage: Eukaryota; Metazoa; Rotifera; Eurotatoria; Philodinida; Philodinidae. The record is from the annotation of a GenBank genome assembly.
AUGACAAAAGGAUCACCAGCUUGGAACGAUGUGCCGGAUGACAUUGCCAAUAAGGGUGAAUAUCAAACGAUGCAAUAUCUUGGUCAUGCCAAAGGUGAUGCUCAAUUCAAACAACAUCGUAAUUUGUUCAUCACUGAACAAGACUUUCGUGAUAUCGCUAAUGCCAAAAUGAAUACUGUUCGAAUUCCUGUUGGAUACUGGAUUACUGGAUUUGACAAUAGCGGUGGUGGUGAUCCGAACGGAUGGCAAGUGUUUGCUCCUAAUGCAGUUGGUUAUCUCGAUAAAGCUAUUCGAGAAUGGGCGCCAAAAAACAAUCUGGUUGUCUUAAUUUCAUUUCACGCUGCCAAAGGCAGUCAGAACGGAAUGGAUCAUAGUUCACCAUCUGAUCCAGGCAAAUCACACUGGGGAAGUUAUCCGGAAAAUGUUCGAAACACGCUGGACGCUGUUGAGUGCUGUCUUCUAGUUGUCGCUCCGUUACUCUAUCAGCAAGGUCCACAUGCAAGUGAUUGGAAUAAUUUCAUGCGAUGGCCAAAUUUCAACAAUGUUCGUCAUGAAUGGCAUCGUUAUCAAAUUUGGGGUUUUGAUGGUUGGGACAAGAAGCGACUGAUUGCUUAUGCACAAAAUGAACUAAAAAGUGAUAUACUUGCAUGGACAGGCAAUUGA